GAGAGAGUUCUCGGUUGCUAAGUCACGCGCCGCUGUAACACAGUCGAGAUGGAUUUAUUACCGAAUAUUUUCGGCGCCAUGAGUCCAACCGACUGAACAAUCUCCGUUGGCUCGAGUUCAGCGACAUCCUUCCAGAACCCUCCGGCGUUUCUGUGUAGAAUCUGAGAGAUUCUCAGCGCAAAUCGACGCACGCGCAGUCUUCUGUCGUCAAGAACGUGCGCCAGUGGACGUGGAGUGUUAAUGAGAUCUGCGGUAAUGAUGGAGACCGGGUUGUGUGACAAGAACGGCACGGGAGUACAAACGUGGACAGACGGGUCCAGAUAUGAGGGGGACUUCCUAAACGGACUAAAACAUGGCAACGGAACUUUCACUUGGCCAAACGGAGAGUGUUUUGAAGGCUCCUUCUACAAGGAUUACCGGCAUGGCAGAGGAACCUACUUCUGGCCAGAUGGCUCUCAGUUCAUUGGAAAGUUUUAUCUGAAUCUUAAAGAGGGCUAUGGCAUCCAUCUUUUCCCAAAUGGAACCAAUUUUAAGGGUUUGUACCAUGCUAAUGAGCGUUUCGGACCUGGAGUAAUGUCAUAUCCUGAUGGCCGCCAGGAUUUGGGUUUAUGGUAUCGCCAGUGGCUACUGCGACUAUGCACCGCUAUUCAGGGAAGCUUCACCUUAACAGACUUCCCAGAAUACAUGGUACGACUUCCACAGCAGCACCUUAAACAGAUCCAGUCUCUGCCUUCCUUCACAAUGGGGUCUUGUCUAGAAAGCCUUAAUUUCUUGACAAUUGACACACAUCUGCUGGGCGACUCCUCUGAUCUGCAGAAUGAUAAAUUCAUUCUUCCCCCAGGCAUUGAGAGUUACUCCACUGACUCAGACCACCUGCCUAUACCCCAGUGCUUGCGUCAAGAACUUGACUUGCACUUCUUUAAUCGAAGCAAUAUCAGCAUGCCUUUAUUCUCUAACAGACUACCUCUUCAGCAGAGAAUGGAGACACUCAUCCAUGCACACAGGUCCAGUGCAGCUUUUUGAGGUUGAAGAGUUGGACUGGAAUGUUGCAGAUAUCCUGGCUAUGAACCGGGAUUUCUUUGAAUCUAAGGGGCCCCUGGAGCUCAAGUCAGAGAGGUUCAUUAGAGAGGCAUCACUGGGUAAUUUUCAGAAUGUCCAGAGCAUCCUUAGUGAUGGAAAAGUUCAUCCAGAUGUGUGUGAUAAACAGGGACAUACUGCUCUCAUCGCCGCUACGGUCAAUUGUCAUGAUGAUGUGAUAAACUUGCUGCUGGACAACGGGGCUGAUGUGAAUAAGCUGAAUUGUGAAGGGAUGUCUGCUCUGGCUGUGUGCAGUGUACUUUACUAUCCACUCCACUCUCUACAACAGACAUUGGCUGAAAAGACUUUUGAGGAUAUCAGCACAGAACCAAAGAUCAGUGAGCCUUUAACCCUGACAAACAGCUCACAGACUGCUGCUGAAGAAAGACCAAAAAAUGAAGUUGGUACAGAAAUUUCAGGUACAGACAGCCAAAUUAUACAGGUGAAGUCUGAAGAGUGCAGCACAGCUCAAAAGCCUGAAACUCCCAAGCACAAUGAGGAAAUUAAUACCCUCUGUAAAGAUGAAGAGGUUCCUCAGCAGACACAAAAUGGACAGGGCAGUGUGGUAGAGGAUGAACUCUUGAAAGAACCAGAGCCCCUGAAUAAUAGAAUCCUGGGAGACAUUUCUGAUUGGCACCAAGGUGAUGAUGAGGGGGAAAAUGCCCUUUCCACUGAAAAAGAUGAUAAAACUGACACAACUAGGAGCCCAGAAAGGGACCUUGGUUUUGACUUGGCUAGUCCUGUGGAUAGCUUUCACACUGACACCACAGAGGCCAUCAUGCCACUGAUGGAUGAGGUUCUGUGUGAAACUGGCCAGGUGUCAUCUGAAGAAACCCAGGAGACUAUCAACAGGAUAGCAGUCAUUAAAUCUAAAAAUGAGGCCCACUGGGCCACCAUGAAGCUUCUGCUGGAGCGAGGAGCAGACCCAAACGUGUCCAGCAUUCCGAUGCCCGUCAUUUUUCUGGCCAUAAAAGCUGGCCAUGUUGAAGCUGUGCAGAGACUGCUGGAGUGUGGUGCUCGUACAGACCUGCACUUAACAGCUGAGCAAAAGGGCCUGUACCCGCUCCAUGUAGCAGCUGGACUAACUGGACCUGAGGGUCCUAAGAUUACAGAGCUGCUCUUGCAUGCUGUUGCAGACCCUGAUGUGAAAGCACAGGAUGGCAGCGAAGUGUAUAAUUUGGACAUGCAUGGACUUUAUGACACUACAAAGAAGACAUCAAAAGAGAAGCAGGUGGAUGGUGGAAACACUUCGUCCCUCGGUUCUGAACCCUUAACCUGCAUUAAUACAACCUCCAUAGAUGCACCUAAGGAAGGGGGAAGGACGCCACUUCAUGUAGCCUGCCAAAGAAAUACAGAUUAUGUGAAUGCCAGAGAUGUCGUUUCCAUACUUCUCUCUCAUAAUGCAGGCACCAACCAUCUGUGGAGUGGCCAUUCUCCCCUCUCCCUGGCUAUCGCCAGUGGCAACGACCUUGCCGUGGAUGAGCUUCUUGCUGCUGGAGCUGAUCCUAACCUUCCCCUGAACUGCGGAGUGGGCAGUGCACUGUGUGCUGCCACCAACAUCCACUAUAACUCUGGGCCAUAUUUGGGCAACAGAAUCAAACUGGUUGAGAAGCUGAUAGAAGCUGGUGCAAACAUCCUGAUGCCUGUGGUGGUUGGUGAGAAGGGCAGAAGUGCACUAGGAACAGCAGUGGAUUAUGCUUAUAAUAUGUUCAACAAGGAUUGGCGACUUUCCCACACACCUUACCAUGCUCUACAACAGCAAGAGAGGGAGGCCUACAAUGCCCGCCGUCAGCUCAUCACCAUGAUGGCAGAGUUCAUGAGACAGGCUGCCACCAGCAUGGAAAAGCAACAUAGGGAAAAUGAGAAGAGCCAAGUCAUGCACAGGGUUAGUCCCACAGACAGGUUAGACUUUACUGGAACAAGAGCAACACCCCCUGCAGAUAGAGCAAGAGCUAUAGAGGAGGAAAGAGGAUCUGUACACAAGUCAACAGUUCAAAGGAGGAAACCCUUGUUUAAGUACUGUUACCAAUGUGGUCGUUCGUCAUGGGUGACGUUGACGCCCUGUAGCCGCUGCCACAAAGUUUUCUACUGCAGUAAGGCAUGCAAGCUGAAGGCCUGGAAUGAAAGGCACAAGGAGGAGUGUGUACGUGUGCAAGGAAGUGGACGUCCAGAGGCUAGUCACAUGUCUGGUGGCCAGCGGGGCCUUCGUUCGAGCAAAAGCUCCAGGAAAGGCAACAAUCUGAAUUUGAAGCUGGAUAAACCAAAAUCAAGAGAAGCAGAAUCACACGUCAAUGUACAUCAGCAAAACCCUGAAGAAAAUUACAGUUUUAUUUGACUCUGUAGUUAAUGAAAACCUCAACACUACAGACAUAGAGAGAUUUUCAUUGUUGCGAUGAACUUUGGGAUUUCAGUUCCUUCUAAGUGCUGAUUUAUAGGAAUCACUGUGUCAAACUGUGUUAGAAUUAAACUUCAGAUAUUUUUUUUGUUUGA
Tachysurus fulvidraco (yellow catfish) is the source of this 3567-nucleotide messenger RNA. It is a transcript of the gene ankmy1, whose product is annotated as ankyrin repeat and MYND domain containing 1. NCBI's taxonomy places the organism in Eukaryota, Metazoa, Chordata, Actinopteri, Siluriformes, Bagridae. The coding region runs from base 818 to 3412 and encodes 864 amino acids. The record is from RefSeq and is a predicted model, not a curated record. Gene Ontology annotation, molecular function: protein binding. The transcript is spliced from 18 exons.